AUGUUUCAGAAUUGAAGAAUUUCCUCAAUCUUUUUCUUUUGCAUGCAUCACACUUACACAAAGCCUUAUUAUUGAGCCAAUCCUUUGCAUUAUUUCCUUUGCCUUUACCACUAGUGCUCUAUAUAUAUUUAGUGUGAAAAAAAGAGACCCAAUCAUCUUUACAUCUAUAUCAUAUACACAUUCUUCUUUUUAAUUCACUAAAGUUCAAUCAAGAGUAUCUCGAUCACCUCAACUAAAUCUCCAUCUUAGCCAGGCCUUACAAAUUAAGUUACAAAAACCACUCAACAACAAAACUCUUCCCUCAAUUCAAAAAAGAAAAACAAAAAGAAUCGAUGUCUGUAACUGUAUCUUCUUCAACCUUGGAAUCUGGAUCAAGCCCAAGAAUUACGAAAUGGGUUUCAAAAGAUUUCAUCAACUCCAUUAUUUCCGAGCUGAAAUUACAAAGAGGCAUCGCUCUUCCACUCGUCGCUAUGAACUUAACAUGGUUUGUAAAGAUAGCCAUUACCACCGCUUUCCUUGGCCGUCUCGGCGAUCUUCCAUUAGCCGCCGGAACACUCGGUUUCACCUUCGCAAAUGUCACUGGCUUUUCCGUUUUGAAUGGUCUCUGUUGUGCCAUGGAGCCCAUUUGCGGUCAAGCCUUCGGCGCCAAGAACUUCCAACUCCUUCACAAAACUCUGUUCAUGUCCAUCUUCCUUUUACUCCUCGCUACACUUCCAAUUUCAUUCCUCUGGCUCAACGUCGACACAAUCUUGAUCCAUUUCGGUCAACAAAAAGACCUUUCAAUCGCCGCUAAAACCUAUCUUUUCUAUCUCCUCCCUGAUUUGUUAAUCACUUCAUUCCUCUGCCCAUUGAAAUCUUAUCUCAGUUCACAAACAGAGACCCUCCCGAUCAUGUUGUCCUCUGCUCUGGCUUUGGCCCUUCAUGUACCCAUCAACCUUUUUCUUGCUAAAUCCAAGGGAUUGAUUGGGGUUUCAAUAGCGAUUUGGGUAACAGAUUUUGUAGCAAUGAUUUCAUUAGCGAUUUACGUUUGGUUGAAACAAAGUAUGAGUAAUAAUGAAGAAGGUGGGGGGUGGUUUGAUCAAACUGUUCAAGAUUGGGUUCGCCUAUUGAAGCUUUCAGGUCCGUGUUGCUUAACCACCUGUCUUGAAUGGUGGUGUUACGAGAUUCUGAUACUUCUCACCGGCCGUCUUCCCAAUGCUAAACAAGCCGUAGGGACUAUAGCUAUAGUAUUAAACUUCGAUUAUUUGCUUUACUCUGUUAUGUUAUCGUUAGCCACGUGUGCUUCGGCGCGUGUGUCGAACGAGUUGGGUCGGAACAGUGAGUUGGCGGCGAGGUGGUCGGCGGGGGUAUCGGUGGUGGGGAGUGUGGUGGUUGGAUUGAUGGGGGCGGCGGCGAUGGUGGCAGGGAGAGGGGAAUGGGGGAGGAUUUUUACUAGAGAUGAAGGGGUUGUGAGAAUGGUGAAGAAGAUGCUGGUUUUGAUGGCUGCGAUUGAGGUGGUGAAUUUUCCGGUGGCGGUUUGCGGCGGAGUAGUGAGAGGAGUGGGGAAGCCGUUGAUGGGGUUGGGUGCGAGUCUUGGUGGGUUCUAUGGAGUGGCUUUGCCUUUGGGGAUGGUGUUGGGGUUUAAAGUUGGGGUUGGGCUUGGUGGGCUUUUGAUUGGGUUCUUGGUUGGAGUGUUUGUGUGUUUGAUUUUGUUAAUGGUUUUUGUUUGGAGGAUUGAUUGGGGGAAAGAAGCUCAAAGGGCUCAGCUUAUGGCUAAAGAUGGAGAGAUUGUUGUUGUUGAUAAUGUAAAAACAUGAGGUUAGAAAUAAGCUCAUUUGUUCUAUGUUGUACUAAAGAUCUAAUGGAAGUUAUACAGACGUGGACUUUGGAAAAGGGUAUCAAGGAGGUUGCAUAGUGACGGUUUCUAAAUUUAAACUUGAAAUUUGAGAAACCUUUCUAUAAACGUGUCGGUUGAGUCUAAUCUAUGUAAUGAAGGAUAAGACAAGAGCUAGAAAGAAAUUUCUCAUUACUCAGACAAGUUUCGAAAGAGAUGGUAGAGUUUUAGAACUUCACUUGAAUCUAGCUCUAGCUCCAUCCCACUAAGGGAUUUUGACAUUCCACUCCAUGUAUGACUCUUUCAAACCAUCACUAUAGUUUUAGCUUCAAACUUACACUUAACGACUGUGAUGGACAUAACUGUAAUCUUUGAAAAUUGUUGAGAAAUUUACGUUGAAGAACUCACAUUUCUUAUA
This is a messenger RNA of Cucumis sativus (cucumber), 2231 nucleotides long. Its product is annotated as protein DETOXIFICATION 56. The record is from RefSeq and is a predicted model, not a curated record. Gene Ontology annotation, molecular function: xenobiotic transmembrane transporter activity; antiporter activity. NCBI's taxonomy places the organism in Eukaryota, Viridiplantae, Streptophyta, Magnoliopsida, Cucurbitales, Cucurbitaceae. Gene Ontology annotation, biological process: xenobiotic detoxification by transmembrane export across the plasma membrane. The transcript has a single exon. Bases 333 to 1796 code for a protein of 487 amino acids. Gene Ontology annotation, cellular component: membrane.